UUCGGGGGGUAUCUUUUAUCAUCCCUUGUAAAACAAUAGUGUGGACAGUCACAGUCUUGAGCCAAAAAGGAAAAUAUGUUUGAGAAGUAGAUACAAAGAAUAACUCGCUGACAUCCAGUGUUGUAAAGGAUUUUUUCUGCUUAAACGAACUUAAGUUACUAUGGACCCCCGCCAAAAUGCUCAAGAUGUGAUCAGAUGUGACCUUUGUGAGGCAUCUAUAGUACAGAUGUACUGUGAUUUCUGUCAUGUCAACCUUUGUAAACCCUGUAUUGGAGAACACAUUGCUGAUGACUAUAGCAGACACCAAAUUGUCCCAUUCCAGCAAAGAAAAUCAACCUUAAUUUAUCCAAAAUGUGCAACACAUACAACCAAACCCUGUGAUUUACAAUGCAAGGAAUGUGACAUUCCUGUUUGUUCCUAUUGCUCAGCAUCAAAACAACAUGAAGGACAUAAAUUUUUAAUCCUUGAGGAAGUUUACAACUCAAAGAAAAAUGAAAUUGCAAAAGUUACAGAGAAAUUACAAGACAUUAUUUCCCCUACAUAUGAAGAAAUUGCCACUGAUAUAGAAACACAGAUAGCUAACUUAGACGGAGAAUAUGAGAAACUUACAACAGCAGUGACAGAACAUGGAAAACAAUGGCACAGAGAAAUUGACAAUGCCAUCAAUGUCAUGAAAAAAGACAUUGAAGAUUUUAAAGCAAAACACCUUGACAUAUUGAAGAAACAUGCAAAGGAAAUCAAACAAUUAAAAUCUCUUUUUGAAGAAAUUCUGCUCAACUUGAAGAAGAUUCAAGAAUCCAAUGAAGUAUCUAUGAUCAUAAAAUACAGCUCCAAAAACAACGAAUUCAGUAAACUUCCUCCUAAAAUUCAAGUAUCCCUUCCCAUUUUUAAUCCACAGCCAAUAGAUAGAGAACAGCUUUAUAAGUUAAUUGGAAUUCUUUCACCAUUAUCUACCACAACAGAAGAAAAUGGCUACAUACUGCAGACUCCAAGGACAUCAACCAGAGAACUGCUGGGAGAACCAGAACUUAUCACUACUAUAGAUACCGGGUAUGAAAAACUCCGCAGUGUUACUUGUCUCAGUGAAGAAGAAAUCUGGACAAGAGGAUUUAAAGUCAGUGAUAUGAAAUGCUUUAACAUACAAGGUUCACUUAUCAAGUCAAUCAAAACAAAAUCAGGGGAAUGGCCAUGUGAUGUAGUAUUGACAAGUGAUGGAAAUCUGGUGUAUUCUGACUGGAAAACAAGGACUGUGAAUAAAGUGAAGAAUGGGCAGACAAAGGAGAUGUUCAGACUACAGGGCUGGACACCUAUACAACUCUGUGUUAGCUUCUCUGGUGACUUUCUGGUUACCAUGUACAAUGUUAAUCAAACACAAUCCAAAAUUGUCUGUUACUCUGGCUCCGUAGAGAAACAAACAAUCCAAUUUGAUGAGGAAGGUAAACCUCUGUAUUCAGGAAAUAACUCUAUCAAGUAUAUUAGUGAGAACAGAAACCUGGAUAUCUGUGUGGCUGACUUUGAAGCUGGUGCUGUAGUGGUCGUCAAUCAAGCUGGUAAACUCCGAUUUAGAUACACUGGUCAUCCUUCUACCACAAAGAACGAACCAUUUAAACCCUAUGGUAUCACAACAGACAGCCAGAGUCAGAUCCUGACAACAGACAGUGAUAACCACUGUAUCCACAUUCUAGACCAGGACGGACAGUUCCUCCAUUAUAUAGAUAACUGUGAUCUGAAGGAUCCAUAUGGUAUGUGUUUGGACAAAAGUAACAAUCUGUUUGUUCUUGAGUAUGGAGGAAAAAUUAAGAAAAUUAAAUAUUUUAAAUAGAGGCAUGUAUGUUAGUAGCAUGUAGAAACUAUUGUACCCAUUUACUGUGCUUAAUAAUAUUUGUUAAUUGAAAUAACAUUUUGGUGACGUCAAGGUUUUGAGGAUUAUGAAAAUAUGGGUUUGUGUUGAUUUGGUUUUGGGGAUAAAGAAAUGUUGAGUAGUUAAUAUAACGAAUUUUACAUUUCCUACUGGAUAUAAAUGCAUUGAUUUCAUUGUAACUACUGAACUUCCUUUGGUUGAACUUUGGUCCAGUGGUUGACAAUGUGAAAGUUUACAGAAAGACAGAUAGACAGUUGGUGCUUGGGAAAGUACACUAGAGUUUUUAUAUGAUAUAACCUAAAAAAUAAGUAACAAAUUUAAUUAAAGCAAAGCACUAUUAUGUGAUUUAUUAAUGGUUGUAUAGCCAAUUUCCAUUUAAAACAUGUUACAAAGAUAAAAAUUAUAUAUAUCAUAUGAAUAGAAUUGAAACAUUCUUCACCGGUGAAUGAUAUAGAAAUAUGAUCUUCCUGAAUUAAGACAUACUUAAAUUGUAACAUCAUAAAAUUCGUGUAUAUUCACAAUGUAAAGAUAAUAUAUACAGGUACAU
Molecule: messenger RNA, 2408 nt
Organism: Saccostrea cuccullata (small rock oyster)
Lineage: Eukaryota; Metazoa; Mollusca; Bivalvia; Ostreida; Ostreidae
Exons: 2
Coding region: 161-1822 (553 amino acids)
Biological process (GO): protein polyubiquitination; negative regulation of translation; proteasome-mediated ubiquitin-dependent protein catabolic process
Molecular function (GO): translation repressor activity; ubiquitin protein ligase activity; protein binding
Source: RefSeq, a predicted model, not a curated record